UAAUAAUAAUAAUAAUAAUAAUAAUAAUAAUAAUACCCUUAGUAAUAAGAUGAUGAUGAACCCGAAAAGCGCGAAUUCUGUGAGUAACAUAACUCAAAAUUCGAAUUCUAAUAUUAUGAAUGGCAAAAAUAUUAUUUCAAAUCAGGUUGCAAGUUCAAAUUCAAUGACAAAUCCAAAAUUCGGUUUAAGAGUACAACCGGAUAAUUUAAAAAUUGAAAAUGACAGUAAUGAUAGAAACAUGAAGAAAACUGUUUCGGAUAGUAAUAAGAGAAAUUCUACUAACAUUAGUAGCAACAACGCGAAGAAUAUUAUGGCAAAAGAAGAAAAUAGCGGUAAAGACCUUUUGACGAAUAAAAUCAAUAUUAAUAAUGGUUAUAACAAUAAUAACAAUAAUAACAAUAAUAAUGGUAUUAGUAAUAAUAAUAAUCACAAAGACAUUAAUCAAAGUAUUAAAAAAACUGACAAUAACAAUAACAAUAGCAAUAAUAACAAUAAUGAAAAGACUGAUAGUGCUAUCAUAAAUAAUAAUAGCAACCUUCAGUUGUUGAAGGAAGAUGUGGGUUCAAAGAUAAAUGGCAACAUAUCGGAAAAGAACCAAAAUUCUCAAAAGCUCACUGAAGGAAUCACUAAAGAAAACCAAGAUGGAAAAGCAAAUCCCUCUGCAACACAAAGUCUCGAAGAUAAUAAAUUACAGCCAGAUGACUCACAAAGUGUAAUUAAUCUAUCGAGUAUAGAUAAUGGGACCUCGACACUUGAUAUUCCAGAUUCCGAAAUUAUCAUAAAACUAAACAAAAGUCGCAAAAGAAAACCAGAAAACACCUAGCACCUUAUCUCAUUGGCUUCGAUGUUUACAUUUUAAUUUUUUUCGGUUCAAGCAAUAUAUUAUAAAAUUGUUAGUUUUCUUUGAUCAUGUAUUUUUAACUUUUUCUGUGUUUUUUUUUUUGUGAUAUUAAUAAUUAAUUAGAUGUUAAUAAAUGUUUUAC
This is a messenger RNA of Ascoidea rubescens DSM 1968, 983 nucleotides long. RefSeq lists its product as uncharacterized. Bases 50 to 823 code for a protein of 257 amino acids. The transcript has a single exon. Lineage: Eukaryota; Fungi; Ascomycota; Saccharomycetes; Ascoideales; Ascoideaceae. The record is from RefSeq and is a predicted model, not a curated record.